GGCUCCAUGCUGGGGACACGUGUGAUCGCAGCCCAGCUAAGGAGAUGAAUGUCGGUUCGCUCCUCUUCCCAGUCCAUGCUGCUUCCCUUCUUGAUUCUCCACUUUGCCGUGGCGGCAACCUCGGCACCAGACGUUGUAGCUCAGUUUGAGGGGGACGUCACUCUGAGCUGCCUCUUCCCGUCCCAGCCCGGGAUGAACCUCCAGCGUCUGACCCUCACCUGGCAGAAGGAGCGGGCAGGGGCAGAGGCCCUGGUGCUUCAUAGUUACUAUUACGGGAAGGAGCAGCUGGAGAGACAAGACCAGAUUUAUAGGAACCGGACCCAGUUGGAUCCAGAGGGGUUGGCCCGGGGGAAUGCGUCCCUGACACUGAGGGGCAUCCGCAUCCAGGACGAGGGCGUCUAUCUCUGCCACAUCACCUCGGAGCAAGGCAAGAUUUCAGUGAGGAGGCAGGUUGCAGUGAUGGCCCCGUACUCGGAGGUCCGACUGGAGGUUAGCGUGAGCAGCCAGGUGACCCUGACCUGCUGUGCGGAGGGUGGGUACCCCGAGGCCUGCGUGCUGUGGCUGGACGGAGCCGGGAACAACGUGACGGCAGAGAGCGACACCAGCCUGCAGAGAGACCCCACCGGGCUCUGUGAUGUGAGCAGCCGAAUCCUCCUGCCCAGGACAGGGUGUGGCAACUACACCUGCCUCCUGGAGAGCCCCGGACAGCCCCACGUCGUCCGACACCUGAGUGUCUCCUGCAGCCCAGAUAACUGUACUAACAACCUGUGCCUGCCUAUCACCCUGCCCCUGAUGGUGCUGCUGGGUGUUCUUGGAAUCGUCUUGUGCUUUCUGAGGCGUCGGUUCUCGUGGUGUUCGGCUGCAAGCGGACUGUGACCCACGUAACGUGAGCUGCUUCUCUGUGUCUCUGUCCCGCCUCUGUCCGGGUGUACGUCCUUGGAUUCUUCUGCCCAGUCGCAGCCCUCUCCGUCAGGGUUACAAUCCCCCUCCAUGUCCGUCCUGCAAGGUCCCUUGGCUGGGGGCAUCUCCCUGUGCUGGGCCCCCUGCCCAGGGUCCCAUUCGCUCUCCCCAGCUGCUCACCACAGCCGGCUCUGGACGGCUCCAGCCUCAGCCCCACUCUGCCUC
Molecule: messenger RNA, 1125 nt
Organism: Mauremys mutica (yellowpond turtle)
Lineage: Eukaryota; Metazoa; Chordata; Testudines; Geoemydidae
Product: CD276 antigen-like
Exons: 5
Coding region: 49-876 (275 amino acids)
Biological process (GO): cellular response to lipopolysaccharide; cell surface receptor signaling pathway; immune response
Cellular component (GO): external side of plasma membrane
Source: RefSeq, a predicted model, not a curated record